AUGGAUGCUGAUACAAAAGAAAGGGUUAUCACAUCCAGAAAAAAGGGAUUCAGAGAAGAGGGUUUGGGAAAGGAUGGUAAGGGUUUGGCUCAACAGUAUCUUCCUUUCUCAUCUCAUGUGUUUGAGAUUUUGGGAUAUUAG
Molecule: messenger RNA, 141 nt
Organism: Arabidopsis thaliana (thale cress)
Lineage: Eukaryota; Viridiplantae; Streptophyta; Magnoliopsida; Brassicales; Brassicaceae
Exons: 1
Coding region: 1-141 (46 amino acids)
Source: RefSeq, marked reviewed